AUGGAUCCGCAUCUGCCACACACCCUUCCGCCCUCAAUUGGUGGAGAAUCGAAACCUCUUGGAGGUGGUGUUUUUACCAGGCGCCCGGCGGCUGGGGCAUUUGACUCUAUUGGACAAAAUUUCAAGUUUGCUCCUCCCGCAAGGAAGGAGGGUAUUUAUCUCCACCCCCCGUGACAAUAUUGCCCCUGCUUACGACACAUUUAGCAUCCAGUUCCCUUUCCCUAAACACCGAGAGAGAUGGAUUUAAUGGUAACCAUAUAACUCCCGUGUUUGCAAAGUUACUAAUUGUUUAGCUUUAAAAUUGAGCUCUCCGUUUGUUCCAUCAGCUUCCGGGCCACUCAACCCUGGCCUUGCAAGUGGUAACAGAAAGAGGCCAUUUGAAACAAAGGACGGUGGAUUUCCCAUCCCCGGGACGAGCAGGCCUGCAAAGAGGGAGAGGAUCGCCGCUAGAUCAGGCAAUUCUUCAGCGAAGCCCGCAGUCAUCGUCCUGGACGAUGACGAUAAUGAGGCAGAAAACAAAUAUCCCGCGCUCGUGGCCGCUCCAGAAAAUGGAAAUUCCAAUAAGGCCCCUGUUUCCGGUACGCACAGUGGUGCAGCGCAAGGGGGUAAAGUUUUGAGAUCCGGGGAAGAUGGCUCCCGUGCAAGAAAAAGAUCCAGCGAGUUUCCUUCUGCGGGCUCUGAUUCUUCAGCCCAGUCCUCUCAAGCCAGCGGGCGAACUGUACUUCCUCAUGACCGGAAUUUGGGAAGGCGCCAUUACCAUCACCCGGCUUCCGCAGCAGGUAAAGACAAACCGGAUCCCCCAAUUCCUACUACACCGAAUUUUAGCGAUGCCCUCGAUUGGAACCGAAGCCAGCGCAAUCUUUUGAUAGCAAUGAACAGCCUUUCGGCAGAAAAGGAGUCUCUUGAAAAAGAGCUGACAGCAAAGGAUCUAGCUCUCGAAGCAGAGCAUCGCCUUGCCGAGGCCGAGAGAGAGAGGGGGGCACAGCUUGAGAUCAAGAUCGCAAAAGAUACCAAGAAAAUCUCCACCAUUAAAGAAAAAGUUGAUGGUCUGCACAAGUUUUUCAACGGUAUGGGGUGCGAUUAUAAAGUUUUACAAGAAAAGUACACAAAGCUAAAUGCUCUAUUCACCGAGGCCUGCAAAGAGAAAGGGAAUAUACAGAGUGAUCACGAGGAGAUUAGGCUAGUAGUUCAAAGGCUCGAGAAGGAGAACAGUGAGCUUUUAGAAUCGAUAUCCCACACAAAAGAGAAGCUAUUCAAGUUUGAAAAACGCAUGUCCCACCCGCCUGCACCGCCACAACACUAUGCUAACUAGUAUAUAGUGAACGAAGCCAACGUUUAUCUACAACAACAACUUUCCGAGAAUGCGGGACUUCUGGCUGCCGAGAGGGACAGAGUGCAAACGUUAGAGUUACAAGCCCGUGAAGACCUGAACUAUUUUCGUCAUGAAAUCGAGCAGAGACAAAUUAUGUUUGACAUCACACGGAAAAAUCUCACAGAUUUUGAAAAACAACUUUCUGAAGUCGAUAAUAUAGGUCGAGCUAUCGGGACAAUUAAGGAGUCUAACUCAAAAAUCGCGGAACAGCUUAUUCAAAACUUGUCAACCAAAUAUGUACAACUUGAGACUAACUUGAGCAUCCGCGUGCACGAUAUUAAAAGCGUGAUUGAGGAUGCUGUGAGUAAAUGUUUGGAGAACUCUGAGCAGAGGUGUGCAAACUCAUCACGCCAUCUCGAGUUAUAUUUCGCAGCUGACAUAGACAAGGUUGAACGGAUUGGCUUCAAUUUUUGAAAAGAUAGAUAUGCGGUCAGAUUACCAGAAAAUGGUGAAUGAAUGUAAGAAAUUCUUUGAUGAGUAAGGCGCGAAUUCUCUCCCAACGAGUAUUAGAUCAGCUAACAGAUGCCAGCAUUGUAAAAAUAUCCACUCAAACCCAUAAAAUUACCUCUGAUUCGGCUAGCUUUGGGAGUGAAUUUGUUGAACACCUUAAUUCCCAAAUCCGUCACUUGGAAGGUCAACUCGAAGAAUUGCGGAAGUGUCGCAGAAUCGAUCUCGCCAAGCUCACUCAGAGAGAAGCGGAACUGAAUGGUUUAAAGCAUGAAAUUGAGGAAAAGCAGAGCGAGGGGCUCCUCUGCACCAGGCUAGAAACUCUCCUACAGGGCGGGUAGUUACCAUUAGCCACUUCUUUGAUAGACCUUCCCUUCUAACUCGUCACCCAGGAAUGCUCUCUUGAGCGAGAAAAUUGCGUCUCUCGGUUCAAACAUCCAGAAUGGAUUAGGAGAUAGUUCAAUUGUCGCCCUCAAGCAGGAGGUUUCUGAGCUAAAUGGGAAGCUUGAGCAGAUUACAAGAAGCUUCCAUGAUCACCUGUCAGAGAAAAACAGAGAGAUCUCUCGACUGGAAUCUCAAGCUAGAAGUUUGGAUCUUGUUUACUCAGAGGCGCGCAAGAAGAUUGCAAACUUUGAUAAGGAAAAGACCGAGUAUAUGUCCCUUCUUGGAAGCCAGAGGUUGCAGGAGCGUAUAGAGCUAGAAAACGCAGCCAAUAGUCUCAGACUUUCAGAAACAUCCAGUCUCAAUAAUAGAAUCAGAUCUUUGGAGGUGCAGAAGGAGAGGCUUGAGGCUGCCAACACACUACUUGAAGAGAGGCUUCAGACGAAGGCCCCAAAAGAUUUGGUACGCUUAAUUGAUCCCCCCCGCCGCUCAACCCUUUGCUGGAGUCGUUUUGACAAUAAAACUAUAGUCAGGACAAGAGAAAUUACGGACAGCGGUAUGGAAUGACGACCCCUAUAUCAAGAAAUAAUGAUUUCCUGACAAAAACUAGGCACCCGAUUUAGAGAGGAUCAAUUCAGAAACUGUAAGCAAAUGCAACAAUCUAGAGCGAGAAUUACGUGAGCUCACCUUUCAGUCCUCCAUGGAGCGUACUCUGGCAGAUGCGAAAUGCCAGCAACUUUCCACCGAGUCGGAACUUCGACAGCAGGUCGAAGAUUUACAAACCAAUUUAAUAUCCUCAAAUCAAGAGUUAAUCGAUGCACAGGCUAGAAGCAAAGUGUUUCGUCAGAAUCUUCGAGACGCGAUGCAAACACUUGAGACCAGUCAAGCCACCCUGAAUAGGGUGAUUUUGGUCACGAUUCAGGGUCGUAGUGAAAAUAAGUCAUUGGCUGUAAGGCUAAGAAAUCUAGAAGAUGUGAAUCAAAGACUCCUUGGCAAGGGUGGAGUAACGACAAAUCCCGCAUCCGGACAGUUAGAACAGCCGCGCAACGCUUUAUCUCAGUCACAGCCGCCCCACAAAAGCGGAGCUACCAGGAAGAGUGGCAAGGUAAUGUUUGCUUUCCGGUUAUUGAAUACAGCUAAUAGUUUUUAAAAGGACAAAAACUUUGAAACGCCAAUAAUGAGUCUGACUAGCAUUAGCGAUGCGCCCGAAUUCCAGCGCGAGGAACCCAGCGGCGAUGAGGAGGUGGAUUACCAAAGAUUGGCAGCCGAAAUUCUACACACUAAUGAUAGGGCGCGGGUUAAUAGGAGCACUACCAGCAUUGAGUCUCUCGUCAAGCCAAUCGCCCCCCGUUCCAAGCCCAGGGAAUCCCAGGUUGGUCCCGGCGACUCAGGGAAGAGAUAUAACCAAGCAUUGAAAACCUUAUCCUCUUCAGCCCGCAAGGCACCAGCUACUAAGACCAUGAUUACGGAAGAUUCGCAAAAUUCUGAUGAGGAGAAAUACUGGGCCCUGCCACCAAUGUCCUCACCACAAUUCCAUCUUUCUCCAGCUAAUCCCAACGUUGAUGGCCCUAGCAAGCUCAAUUCAGGAGAGUCUCGAUGGGGUACCUUGAACCGCCAGUUCCAGUCGGGCCAGCCUCCUCAAGUUGCGGAAAAGACUAAGGUAUCUUCCGGACACCGUUCUGAGGCCCUGGGCCAUGAGACGGGGAAGCAGACCAAGCCUAAACUGGUCCGCCAUAGGAACAAGAAAGUCAGGGACGAGGAUGCGAUGACCGAAGAAUCCACAAAGGAACAAGAGAGCGGAGGAAAGGGUACAGGAGCCCAUAGCUCUGGCUCUUUCAAGGCUGCUCAAAAGAAAAAGAGGGCUUCAAAGAAGCACUAG
Messenger RNA from Tuber aestivum (summer truffle), 4079 nucleotides. The record is from the annotation of a GenBank genome assembly. NCBI's taxonomy places the organism in Eukaryota, Fungi, Ascomycota, Pezizomycetes, Pezizales, Tuberaceae.